CACAUACAUAAUUGGAGGUAUGAUAUAUGCAUUUACCAUACAGGAGGGAAAAAAAUGAAAUCGUCAUAAAAUAGAGUUUUCAACGCUUUUUCAAAAAGUUUGAUAAAGACCUAGAACUGUGAAAAAAAGCUGUAGUUUCAGGAGCUUGUUUCUAGUUUUUCGCCACAGCGCCCCCAGCGGGUGGGAUGACUGCACAACAGCAACCAAGGCCGAACUCCACCCAAAUACUAGUUACUGUCCAAGUACUUUUUAAGACUUUUUUCCACCCAAAAAGUACUUUUUGUCCAAGUACUAUAAGAUUAUUUAAUAACCUCUGACCUUCAGGGCCCAGAGCAGGUGACGCUGUAACCAUGGCAACAGCCUGUGCGAGACAGGUAGCAGAGGGACUGUGCGCAAAAUGACAUCGAUCCAGGAGGAAAUGUUUAAGUGUGUGUUGUCCGGAGACCUGGAAACCCUCAGACAGUAUUUGGAGGGUGAGCCUGUCCCAGAGGAGCCGCAGGAGAGGGAUUUGUUCGGAGAGAAGGAUGAGUGUGGGAGGAGUGCCCUGCUAACCGCCAGCAUGUUGGGACGGAGCGCCAUCGUCCGAGAGCUGGUCAGGCACGGAGCCCGGGUCAACGAGCAGACUGUCCGGGGUUAUUCAUCACUGCACCUCGCUGCUUGCUGGGGCCACGUGGAGACAGUGAGGACCCUGCUCGAUUUGGAGGCUGACACACAGGCCAAGACCUUCAGAGGGGAGAGGCCUGUAGACCUGGCCAGGAGAUACUCUAAGACAGACUGCGUUGACUGUCUCGUCCUGGCAGAAGCUAAACAGGACCUGAUGUCAUAUCUAACCUUUGUUAAAGACACUAUUAAUGAUUCAGAGAGGAACCUCACAAAGGAGGAGAAGAACAUCUGUAUGCGUCUAUGCUCUUCCAAGUCUGACUGGAUUCACAGUAUUAAAAACCCAACAGUGUCAGACUUCGCAGCCCAAAGGGAAGACAUGGAGAACACUCUUCAGCCUAUCCUCAGCAAGCUCAGCAGCUGAGAUGCCAGCUAAACUAGCAGCACCAGUUUAAAGCAGAGGACGAUCUGUGCAGUGUCAGUGUUCAGUAAAUCUGGGUGAAACUUUAAGAAAUCAUUUGGAAAUCAUUUUAAAAAAAACUGCUCUUC
Molecule: messenger RNA, 1149 nt
Organism: Lates calcarifer (barramundi perch)
Lineage: Eukaryota; Metazoa; Chordata; Actinopteri; Centropomidae
Gene: ankrd45
Product: ankyrin repeat domain 45
Exons: 5
Coding region: 398-1024 (208 amino acids)
Molecular function (GO): protein binding
Source: RefSeq, a predicted model, not a curated record